AUGGAAGCACCCAGAAAAAUGGACAACAUCAACAACAACAACGACAACAACGACAACAUCAACAACAACAACAUCAACAGCAUCAACAACAACAACAACAACAACAACAGGAACCUCAACAUCAACAACAACAAAAUGGACAUCAACAACAACUUCAAAAACUUCAGCGGAUCCGAGGAUGAUGAUGAUGACGAGGGAGAUAAGAAUGACCAUGAUAAUGAUGACCAAAACGAUGAUCAUGAUAGUGAUGUCUCUGAUGAAGAGGACAACGACGACGAUGAAAAUAAUUAUAGUGGAGUUGAUGACAACAACAACAACAACUCAUACAUCAUAAGUCAAAACGCCAAAAACAUUAUUCACAACAACAACAACAACAACACCAACACUACCGCCGGCAACAAAUUCAACAACACAACCAUCAACAACACCAUCAACAACGACAACAACAACAACUACAACACCAUCAACAACAACAUCAACAACAACAACGACGACGACAACAACCGCAAAGAAAUAAAUCAGAAAGCAGCCAUGAAGCAAUCCAUCAGCAAUAAUAAUAAUAACAACAACAACAACAAUAAUAAUAAUAAUAGCCUCAAACAUCUCACCCAUCGCUAUCAUCGUAACGUUGUUGCAGGCAAGUCAAAUAUGCUUAAUGACAGCAUUAGCAGACGACAAGAUGGUAGUGGUGAUGUUGAUGAUACUGCAGCUACUGCAGCUGCUACUGCUACUGUUGCUGCUGCUGAUGGCGAUGAUGAUAAUGAUGAUGUCGUAGUUGAUGAUUAUGAUGAUGAUGUCGUAUUUGGUGGCCAUUAUGACGACGACGACGAUGAUGAUGAUGGUGUGGGUGAUUAUUUUGAGAGGAGUGUCAAGGAUGAUUAUUAUUAUGAUGAAAAUUAUGAUUAUGGUGAUGCUGAUAAUAAUAAUAAUAAUAAUAUUAAUAUUAAUAUUCCUAAUUUGAACAACGACAAAUUUGUUAACGGUAAUAAUAAUAAUGUAGAUGUUAUUUCAUCCGUGAGAUAUAUAUCUAAUGAACGGCAUCUUGUCCGUGUGUGGCGAAACAACAACAACAAUAAUAAUAAUAAUAAUAAUGACAACGUUAAUAACAACAAUAAUAAUAACAAACUCAACGACAGUACAGUCACCAAUGACAUGAAUAAAAGAACUAUCAAAAUCAGAAGUGUUCGAAAAAAUAUCAACAAAAACAACAGCAAUAAAAACAACAACAACAAAAUGAACAACAUCAACAACAACAAUAUCAAAAUGAACAACAACAUCAACAACAACAUCAAGAUGAGCAACAACAACAACAUCAUCAACAACAACGCGAAUGACGUCAACAUCGUCUUCAAAAUAUUAGUUAAUUACAUCUCAAAUUUCGCUAAAACCGGAUCAGAGGAUGAAACAGAUGACUACAAGAGUGACGGCCCGCUCAAAUAUUGCUCAGAAAUCGGACAAAUCUGCAGUAGUAAUAGUAAAAUUAGUACUGCCACUACUGCUACUGCCACAAGUUGUAGUAGUCGUGGUGGUAGUAGUAGUAGUAGCUGCAGUGGUGAUUGCAGUUUUGAAUGUUGUGACAGUGGCAGCAAAACUUGCUGCGUUGCGAGUUGUGAAGAUGAUGACGUUCAUAACAGCAUCAACAACAACGAUAAUGACAAAAAAAGCCACAACAACAACAAAAACAAAAGUAAUAACAUCAAUAAUGUAUGCUACUUGUGCGAGGGUUGUGACGAGAUAAAAAUAUUUACUGGCAGUAGAAGCCGCAUAAACAGCCUGAACCCCAUUAAAAAUCAUAGAGGUGAUAAAAGACUUUACAACAACCACAACUACGGCUACCACAACUACGGCUACCACAACAGCCACAACUACGGCUACCACAACAACCACAACCAGAUUGAAAAUGACAACAGCAGCACUACAACUACUAAUAAUUCCCUCCCUAACAUUUUUCCUAUAGCAAACCAUAAAAAAAUUGAUUGCAGUAGCAGCAGCAACAGUAGUAAUAACGGUAGCGGCGACAGCAGCAGCAGUGGUACUAGCAGCAGAGGUAGUAGUAGCAGUAGAGAAGAUUCGGAAGUUACAAUAUGCUCUGAAAGUUCUGUUUCCCACGAAUGGUUAGAAUUCAAAAUGAACGCAAGAAUAUCUGGCUAUCCAACGCUCGUAAAUUUCAAUGGCAAAGACGAAAAGAUAACUCUAUGGAAUGAAAUUGUAAACAACAACAACGACAACAACAACAAACACAACUACACAACCAUAAUAUCGCUUGGUAUUUCCAUAACAUCUAUAAAUGUCAUAAUCCUCGCUUGCAUCAUAUGGCACAGAGCUAAAUUAAGAACUGAUCGAAAGCGAAAGCGAUUUGUUGCAACAAAAGUAGAACAACAAAACAACAACAACAACAUUGUUGCUAACAAUUUUGCAACAGCAGCAGCAACAACAACAACAAAACCGUUUAUUUUUGAAGGCAGUAACCAUAACAACUGUGUAAUCGACGAUGACGAAGAAAGCAACAACAACAACAACAAUAACAACAAUAACAAUAGUGAUUUCAACAACAAUUAUGGUAAUGAUCGUAAUGUUGUGACAUUGAAAUUUGUUGAUGAAAAUGUUGAUCUCGGUGGUUUGCGAAAGUUUUCAACAUUCCAAAAGCAUCAACAACAAUCUUAUCGAAAUCACAUCAACAAUACUUUCAACAACAACAAUAACAUCAACAAUAAUAACAAUAACAAUAAUAAUAAUUAUAAUAAUAAUGCUGCUAAUGAUAGUUACAACGAUAAUUAUUUUAAGAGAGCCUUAUCAUUCUCUGCGUUAGUGUCAAACUUAAAUACACAUAGACAAAUUGAAUUCAGCAACAAAAACAUUAACAACAACAACAUUUGUAGCAGCGACAACAACGACAGCAACAGCAACAACAACACAUCUUUCCAGACGUUUUUAACAUUUUCUCAGCAUCUAGCAACAGCUACAACAACAGCGUAUAGUAAUUCUACAUUGCCAAGCACAAACAACAAAGACCAACAACAACAAAACAAUUUGUUUAACUACAAGUAUGUAACAUUCCAAAACAACAACAGCGACAUCAACAACAACAAAGCAAAAAACUGCAUACCAUCACCGAUCGAACGCACAAUUCCAUAUAGUUGCAUGAAAUUAUCGUCGAAAGUGCUGGACAACCGCAAUAACAAUCACAUCAACAACAGAAACAACAACACCUACUAUAACAAUAACAACAACAACAACAACAUCAACCACAACAACCACAACAAAAACAACAACAACAACAUCAAUAACAUCAACAACAUCAACAACAACAACAUCAUCAACAAUAACAACAAAUUAACAGGGCAAGACAAAACCGUCCAUUUUUCAUUGCAACCCCCGCCCCCUCCAAAAAUCAAAUCAUUACUAUUACCGCCACUACCAGCAUCAUCAUCAUCAUCAUUAUCUUUAAAAUUACCAUCAUCAUCAUCGUCGUCGUCGUCGUCAUCUUCAUUGCCAUUAGCUUCACAAACAUCUUCGCUAUCAUCAUCAUUAUCGCCGCAAACAAUAUUAUCAGCGUUACUAUCACCAACAAUAUCAUCAUCAUCAUCACCACCAUCGUCAUCUUCAAAAACUGCAACAAACACAUCAACAACGACGUCUGCAACAACAACUACAACAUCAACGUUAGCAACUUGUAAUAGAACGAUCAGUAACAACACUAACAACAACAACAACAUCAACAACAACAAUAUCAACAACAACAUCAACAACAAUAACAACAUCAACAACAACAAUAUCAACAACAACAUCAACAACAAUAACAACAUCAACAACAACAGCAACAACAUCUCGAUUCUUGCUGAUAAAGUUGCGACAACAAAAACAAAAAAAUUUACUAAGCUAACAACGACAAUGGUCUAA
This is a messenger RNA of Helobdella robusta, 3900 nucleotides long. RefSeq lists its product as hypothetical. Bases 1 to 3900 code for a protein of 1299 amino acids. The record is from RefSeq and is a predicted model, not a curated record. The transcript has 7 exons. NCBI's taxonomy places the organism in Eukaryota, Metazoa, Annelida, Clitellata, Rhynchobdellida, Glossiphoniidae. Gene Ontology annotation, cellular component: nucleus.